CCCUUCUUUUUUUUCUUUUUUAUAAUAAUGUUUACGAGUCACACCACUCAGUAAUAUAGUACUACUUGUGAUAACUAUAGACUCAGAUAAUAAUAACUCUCUUUAGUCUUUACUUUCAUUGCAAUCUAGUUCUAUAGUCUCUCUCUUUGGAAAAGGAAAGAGAAAAAGUAGUGAAGAGAAGAGAAGAAACAUAGCAAGUACAAGGUCAUUGAAAAUGGGUCGUGGGAAGAUAGAGAUAAAGUUGAUUGAGAAUCCAACAAACAGGCAAGUGACAUACUCAAAGAGAAGGAAUGGUAUAUUCAAGAAAGCUCAUGAGCUUAGUGUUCUUUGUGAUGCUAAGGUCUCACUCAUCAUGUUCUCCAAAAACAACAAGAUGCAUGAAUACAUCACACCUGGUCUUUCUACAAAGAAGAUCAUUGAUCAGUAUCAGAAGACUUUGGGGGAUAUUGAUCUGUGGCGUUCUCACUAUGAGAAAAUGCUUGAGAACUUGAAGAAACUGAAGGAUAUUAACAAUAAACUUAGAAGACAGAUCAGGCAUAGAAUAGGUGAAGGUGGUUUGGAGUUGGAUGAUCUGAGUUUCCAGCAACUGAGAAGUCUUGAAGAAGAUAUGGUUUCUUCCAUUGCCAAAAUACGCGAGAGGAAGUUCCAUGUGAUCAAAACUAGGACUGAUACAUGUAGGAAAAAGGUUAGAAGCUUGGAGCAGAUGAAUGGAAACCUCCUUCUUGAACUAAAGGAAAAGUGUGUGAUCCAUCCACAAUUUCUUUUCCAUGAUGAAGGAGAUGAGGAAUCAGCAGUUGCAUUGGCCAAUGGUGCUUCCACCUUGUAUGCAUUCUGUCAACACCAUUCUCAUAUGAAUAUUCCUCACCACCAUGGAGGAGGAGGAGAAGCCUUUAAAAACGACGAUUUGCGCCUCGCUUGAUUAAUUAAUGGAACCAAGAUUAGUUUGUAAUCAUCUAGCUAAGUACUUGUUAAUUAGUUUGUAAUAUUAUUGCUUUAAACUUGAAGUUGGUUCCAAACUCUCCAUCUAGCUUAUUUGAUGAAUUUAGCAGAAGUGUGGUAAGAAAAACUGAAUGAAUGUAUUUAAUUUUAUCUAUAAGUUUAUGUUGCUGUGUGAGUAAGUUAUGUA
This is a messenger RNA of Lathyrus oleraceus (garden pea), 1126 nucleotides long. RefSeq names its product agamous-like MADS-box protein TM6. The record is from RefSeq and is a predicted model, not a curated record. Gene Ontology annotation, biological process: positive regulation of transcription by RNA polymerase II. The transcript is spliced from 7 exons. Gene Ontology annotation, cellular component: nucleus. Lineage: Eukaryota; Viridiplantae; Streptophyta; Magnoliopsida; Fabales; Fabaceae. Bases 215 to 919 code for a protein of 234 amino acids. Gene Ontology annotation, molecular function: RNA polymerase II transcription regulatory region sequence-specific DNA binding; DNA-binding transcription factor activity; protein dimerization activity.